UUCCUCCCUCUAACCACCAAAUACCCCUUCAUCCUUCCUAAAAAUCCAAGCUCUGGUUUAAAAAGGAAAAAAAAAAAAACUCUACAUAUCUUGAUCCCAGAACUACAAGAAAAAUGGGCCACUUUUGGACUGUGAUCAACGCUCUCCAUUCCCUAGCAGGGCCUACUGUUACGCUCUUAUAUCCCUUAUAUGCGUCAGUCCGGGCGAUCGAAAGCCCGUCGAAGCUCGAUGAUGAGCAGUGGCUGGCAUAUUGGAUCUUGUAUUCAUUCCUAACGUUGAUGGAGAUGGUCGCGGCGCCAGUUUUAGAAUGGAUACCCAUAUGGUAUCAGAUGAAGGUAGUGCUCAUAGCGUGGCUGGUGCUGCCUCAAUUCAGGGGGGCUGCUUUCAUAUACGAGCGGUUUGUGAGAGAGCAGUUGAGGAAAUACAACACAAGAGUAGGGAAAGAUCACUACCCAUCGGACGGCUACAACAAAUUCGCUGAGUUUGUGUCAAUCUCCCCUAAGAAGGUGGAGCACGAGGCGCAUUGAAAAGGAUAGCCUUCUCUUUUUUAUAUCCAUAUUUCAUGUGCUUUUCUUUUUUUUUUUUAAAUAUUAUGUAAAAUGUCCGACCAUUGGACCACAAGUUGGUGGACCACCCAGAUGACGACCGACACCCUAUUAGGUGAAUGUGAGAUUCAAUCCUUCUAAUAGGUUAGGCUCCACAAAUGAAAUUAAGGAUCACCAGCCCCAUCUACUCACCAGGUGGUCCACACCAUAGAAAACCAUGUCUAGCCAUUGAUAAAUGACAAGUCAACGAGUGGAUGUGGCUGAAUUUUUCAUGAUGCAAUACUCAUGGUGGGGCCAACCUAUUGAACGGUUUGGAUCUUGCCCUUACGUGAAGGUUGGAAGUUAUCAGGUGGGUGGACCGUUAAUUUGUGGUCCAACCUCAUACCUCAUUAUCAUGACAAACGUUGUUUUGUUUGAGACCAUACAGUACACUUCUGGUGGAUACUUUUGUGAA
Molecule: messenger RNA, 999 nt
Organism: Magnolia sinica
Lineage: Eukaryota; Viridiplantae; Streptophyta; Magnoliopsida; Magnoliales; Magnoliaceae
Product: HVA22-like protein e
Exons: 5
Coding region: 114-527 (137 amino acids)
Source: RefSeq, a predicted model, not a curated record